GGCGCUCCUGUGGACCUGCGUACUGAGAGGACGCGCCAUCCCGCCGUCCUUAUCCCCUACUGCAGCCAUUAAAUCCAAGCAAAAGUAAUUUUUUUCAAAAUCCUCUCCAUCAUCACGACCUUUUACUGCCUUCCCCUGUCACCGCUUUGCACGGUCAGCGUGCAAGGGCUUGCAAAAGGGCCAUGGCGCAAAAUGGGUUUCUUUUAACGGCUCUUCUCUUUUGCUCGGCGUGGGCAGGACUGUUGGCUCAGGACAAAAAUAGGUUCAGAGAAUGCCCUGUGGACCUAUUCUUUGUGCUGGACACAUCGGAGAGUGUGGCCCUCCGAGGAGUCGCACACUACUAUGUCAACAAGAUCAAAGACUUCGCCACGCGCUUCAUCGAUGAACUGAAGGAUACUCGCCAGCCAUGUGACCGCUAUAUAUCGUGGAAUUCUGGGGCUUUGCACUACAGUGAUGAGGUCGAGCUGGUGAAAGGCCUGGUGGAAAUGACUGCAGGUGGUCGCAGUACACUUAAAACAGCCAUAAGGUCCAUUAAAUAUAUCGGCAAGGGAACAUACACCGACUGUGCCAUUAAGCAGGGUAUUGCAGAGCUGCUCAUAGGUGGCUCUUACUAUAAUGAGAAUAAGUACAUUGUGGUUGUGACGGACGGUCACCCAGUCAGUGGUUAUAAAGAGCCCUGUGGAGGGAUUCAAGAGGCAGCAAACGAGGCCAGGCAGCAUGGCAUCAAAGUGUUUUCUGUGGCCAUCUCCCCAGACCAGGAGGAGUCCAGAUUGUCUAUCAUUGCCACAGACAUGAGGUACAGGCAGAACUUCACUGCUGUGGACAACACCAGUUCCACACAGAUGAACACAAUCCACACUAUCAUCGAAAUGAUCACCAAUGAAACAAAGGAUGUGUGUUGCUCCUUUGACUGCACUGCACCCAGUGGCCUCCCUGGCCCACCUGGUGAACAAGGGUACAGGGGGGAGCCUGGUAGACAAGGGCUGCCAGGAGAGAAAGGAGAAGCUGGACUACCGGGAAAGCCUGGUGAUCCUGGUCCAGUUGGUUAUCAAGGCAUGAAGGGAGACCAAGGAGAAAGAGGAUAUAAGGGUGAAAGAGGCCACAAGGGCUUCAAGGGUGACAAAGGACUUCCUGGAAGAGAUGGAAUUGAUGGGCGUAAGGGUGAACCAGGGUUUGAUGGUCUAUCAGGUUGCAAAGGGUCGCCUGGGGAGGAUGGUUCGAACGGACCACCAGGCCCAAAAGGAGACCCUGGUUCUUAUGGACAAAAAGGAGCAAAAGGAGAGCCUGGCGCAGAUGGUGGCGCAGGGAGACCUGGUAACUAUGGAGACAUUGGAAAUAAGGGUGAGAGAGGACCACCAGGUGCUGAUGGGGAAAAUGGAGAAAGAGGAGAUGAAGGAGCACAAGGACCAGAUGGCCCAAGAGGCGACAGAGGUGCACCAGGUGAGAAAGGUGAACAAGGUGCCCGUGGGAACAGAGGACCCAGAGGAGACCCUGGUGAUCCAGGUCCUCGGGGCGAGCCAGGACGUGAGGGAUCAGCUGGACCUAAUGGUGACCCAGGUGAGGCAGGAAAGCCUGGGGCUCCAGGUUACCGUGGUGACGAGGGUUCUGCAGGACAAGAGGGUGGUAAAGGACCCAGAGGAAUCAAAGGUGCCCCAGGAGACAGAGGCUUUAUGGGAGAGAGGGGAGAAGAUGGAUCACCAGGAAAUGGAACAGAGGGUUGCCAUGGUUUCCAGGGUUAUCAUGGUCCCAGGGGAGAUCCUGGAGAGCCUGGAAGCAAAGGACCACCAGGGCCCAAAGGAGAUGAUGGCGAACCUGGUGACCCUGGUGUAGAUAACGAUCAACGACCAGGACCACCGGGGCCGAAAGGACCAAAAGGACAUAGAGGGCGUGAAGGAUCAUCUGGACCUCCUGGACCUCCUGGGCCUCCUGGAGUUGAUGACUGUGAGAUCCUGGAUAUCAUCAUGAGGAUGUGCUCUUGUUGUGAGUGCAAGUGUGGACCCCUGAACAUUACCUUUAUUGUGGACAGCUCUGAGAGUAUUGGGGCUAACAACUUUGCUAUUGCUAAGGACUUCAUCAUAGCUGUCAUUGACAGACUGGUCAGAGAUCAGCAAGUGAAAUUCGGCGUGAAUGAUUCUCACGUUGGUGUGGUGCAGUACAGUGGAGCAAAUGCUCAAGAGGUUGUGAAGCUUGGUGACCCCGACAUCUGGAACAUAACAGCGCUCAAACAGGCUAUUAAAGAGUUGCGUUGGCUGGCUGAAGCCACCUACACUGGAGAAGCCCUUGAGUUUUCAUGGAAUAACAUGAUCAACCGGCUUGGCACAGACCACGUGAACAGUGUCGUGCUGGUCCUGACCGAUGGUCGUUCAGAUACUACAAGAGAUAAAGUGCCUCUAAACACACUGUGUGGUCGAGGCCUACAGGUUGUUGGUGUAGGUAUUGUAGACUAUUCAGGUAAACAGCCCAACAGUGAUCAGGUGGAAGACGUAAGCUGUUCAAGUGAUCCGGUUAAACCAGGCGCCUCCUUUGUCCUUAACAACUUCGGCAUGCUCCUGGAUGAUACUUUCCUCAAAAACUUGACUGACACAAUGUGUGAAAGCAAGAAGUGCCCCAAUUACACUUGUCCAAUUUACUUUAGGAAUCCCUCAGAUAUCCUGAUUAUGAUGGAUAGCUCAGCUAGCGUGGGCUACAAAAACUUUGAGUUGACCAAAAACUUCACAGAGAAGCUGGUAAGACGCUUCUUGUCCGCAGAUAAAGGAGAAAACGUUCAGGUCCGUGUUGCCGUUGGGCAGUACAGCAACACCGCAAACAUAGAUGUUGACUUUGCUGACAAUUAUACUGUAGUGGCUGCUCAGCUCGCAGAGGCCAGUUUCCAGAAUGCUGGCACGCAGUUGACUGAGGCACUCAGAUUCGCCAUUAACCAAUUCAGGGGAGGCCAGAACCGGAAGAAGAAGGUGCUGCUGUUUUCAGAUGGGCGCUCACAAGGCAUGAACGAAAGGCAAUUAGAAGAAGCAAUAGGGGAAAUUAACAGACAAGGUAUUGAGCUUUUUGUUCUGGCUGUUGAGAAUCAGCUGAAUCAACACAACCUGCAUAUCAUGGCAAGUCGUGGACGGCGCAAUGACAACAUCUAUGCCUCCCGCCAUCUAAUUAGGGCUCCUGACUAUCACUCCUUGCUUAGGGGAGUCUUUUACCAAACUGUGUCCCGGAAGAUUUCACUGGAUUGAGUAGGAAGGGCAUGGCAUGUCUUCUGAAUAAGCAGAAGCUGAUUGGGCAGUGGGAGGGUGAAAAGUAACCAGUAUAUAGGGGGUGGGGCAAGAGAGCACAAGUAACUUUUUUUUUUCAUUAAAUUUUCAUUUUUUCAUUGUGAUCCAUAUUUCAUUUUACAUUAUGUAGGGUUUCUUUGAGUUAUGUAUGAGAGGUAUGUCAUUUAUAUGCCUUUGAAAGGUAACGGGAUUAAGAAAGAGGGCAAUUUCACAGUCAUCAUUUAACAGCAUAUGCAUUUCCUAGAUAUUAGGACCAUUCAUAUACAUUGGAUUUUUUUUUUUUUUUUCAGAAUAACUUGUUUAUAGUACAGAAAAUGUUAAAUAUUCUUUAUUGAGAUAAUGCAUACCAUCGUCGUCGUCAUCAUCUCAUCUAAAUAUACAUGCUUAGGUUGUCUUUCUGAAGCCUGAUUAAAUCAAUUCCCAUCUUUAUCCUCUUUUGUAUUUCAGAAAAAUAUCACUUGAAUGUAAAUUUGGUGCUACCAUUGUACGCUCAGGCUCAUUUAAAUGCAAAAGCAAAUUUUAAAUUUGUCAUAGUGACUUUAACCAAAGAUUAAAGAUUUUAGCACUGGGAAUGUGUACAAUUUUAUAUGUUAUAAAUGCAUUUUAAAUUAGUCACGGGGGUUCUGCAGAGGGGUUUUCAAUAAAGAAUGCUUCACCCAAUAAA
Messenger RNA from Pangasianodon hypophthalmus (striped catfish), 3924 nucleotides. It is a transcript of the gene col6a1, whose product is annotated as collagen, type VI, alpha 1. The record is from RefSeq and is a predicted model, not a curated record. Lineage: Eukaryota; Metazoa; Chordata; Actinopteri; Siluriformes; Pangasiidae. The coding region runs from base 183 to 3221 and encodes 1012 amino acids. The transcript is spliced from 35 exons.